CCUAUUUCAACUGGGUGUUCAUGUUGGAUACUUCAAAUGACCAUCACUUUUUCAUUGUACCCGUGGUCAGGGCAGGGCAUAUUGCUCUCUUUCCCUUUUCAUGAAGAACUGAACUUGGAAAGAUGGGUACCCUUACCUAUGGGGUCGCAUUCUGGCCCAAGUAAAAUCACUAUUGGGAGAGUGGCUUUUUUGCAGCUUUCAUGAUUUGACAUGAUUAUGUUCUCAACUCUGAUAAUCUUUGGUAUGGUCACAGCAGGAUUCAUAUUUUACAAUCAUCAGUCGAGUGAUAAAUUCAAUGCCAAGGCUAACCUGUUGAAGCCUAAAUCUCGAGGUUGCUCAACCUUGAUGAGACCCACAGCUAGCCUGUUGGCUAAGCAAACACGAGUGCCUCAUUUUGGUAGUUCCAGGUCUCAAAUGGUUCUGGAUCAGAAAGAAAAAAGCGUACAUAACUCAUCCAUGGUUGAAAAUCAGGCUGCCAAACGGCAGAAGCUAGAGGGAGGUCAUCUGCAAAAGGUUGGUGAUGCAAACCCACAGACUGAUUUCCUCCACAAAGCACCUGCUAAGUUGAGGUUAACCAUUCCAAGAGAGCCAGGCUUUGAGACAGCACAUAGAGCACACAGAACUAGGCCUAUGAUUACAUCAGAACUUGAGCAUACAACAGUCGCUGUUCGAAGAUUCAAAGCACGCCCGUUGAACCGAAAAGCCCCUUCAUUACCUAUCCCAAAGAAAAGCACUCCAAGGUUGCCUGAGUUUCAAGAAUUUCACCUGAGGACAUCAGAAAGGGCCAAGCAGCAUACUUCUGCAGUUUCAUCUUCCUCACUUCAGUGCAGCAGUUCUAAUCAGGGCAUGGACAAGCAGGCUACUAUCUCUGUUGCAGAAAUGGGAAGGAGAGAAUCCAGAAGACCCAGUACCCUCAAUGUUACAGAGCAGGAUGGACAAAGUACAUCACACGUAUUCAAAGCUCACCCACUCAAUAAAAAGAUAUUAUCAAGCAAAGGAGACAUAGGUGUUUUUCGAAACAGCAAGCGGCAAACCACAGUGCCCGUGGAAUUUAAUCUCCAUACAGACAAGAGACAUCAUCAUAAUCCUCCCAUAGACCUAUUCAGCAAGCUGUCAUUAAAAUCCGAAAUCCAGCUAAGCUUAGAACCUCCGUCCCAGUUUACUCGACCAAACCCUGCAGUUAAAGUGGUUUCUCUAUUUAAGGGCUCAAAAGAGAAUCAGUUGAAUCCUCUCCAGACAGACCGCAAGAUGCUGCACGGACCGAAAGGAAGGCCAUCCGGCUUUAGUGGAAAGCAGAUUCACCCAGGAAGCAAUGGAUGCAACAGUGAGGUCGGCAACCAGUAUGGCGUGAGGAACUUGGGCAUCCGGUGAGAGUGGCUGAAGCCUGACGAAAAGAAUACCUUGAAACGCAAGCUUCACAAUACAUGGCUCAAGACUUUUUUGUCCCCCUCACCGCUUUCUGCAAAAAUGCACAACCAUCAUCGAGUCAGCUGAAGCAAUCAAUUUCUUCCUGAAGAAGAAAGCUCCACAUCUCACACCAGCAUUGUACAUCUUACCCUUUCCGUGAAAAGAAGAAUAACUGGUUAAAAGGCCGAUGUUGUACAGCCAUUUGAGGCCUUUCUCACCCUUUAGUAUCAUAGAAUAUUUUGACCUUUACUUGUAGCAACCAAGAAAAAAACCCUCAUUUGUAGCUCGCUUUUUAAAUGUCAUCAGGGUCAAUGAUCUUUUGUUUCCAAUGCAGCUUCACCAGCUUAAGUAAUAGAAAGGAAGUAUAUUU
Messenger RNA from Linum trigynum, 1777 nucleotides. The record is from the annotation of a GenBank genome assembly. Lineage: Eukaryota; Viridiplantae; Streptophyta; Magnoliopsida; Malpighiales; Linaceae.